This is a messenger RNA of Chelmon rostratus (copperband butterflyfish), 586 nucleotides long. RefSeq names its product reprimo-like (gene rprml). The record is from RefSeq and is a predicted model, not a curated record. NCBI's taxonomy places the organism in Eukaryota, Metazoa, Chordata, Actinopteri, Chaetodontiformes, Chaetodontidae. Bases 3 to 338 code for a protein of 111 amino acids. The transcript has a single exon.
UCAUGAACGUGUCCUUUUUCGACGUGACCCAAGGCGCGCUGUUUAAUGGGAGCCAGACCUUCGCUGGGACUCUGGCCACGUACUCCGGCAAUGGCACAGACAACGUGGUGACCGGCGACGGCGGAGGGUCCCUGGUGCUGGUGCAAGACGAGCGCAAGCUCUUUGUCAUGCGUGUGGUGCAAAUCGCGGUGCUGUGCGUGUUGUCGCUCACCGUCGUGUUUGGUAUAUUUUUCCUAGGGUGUAACUUGAUGAUCAAAUCGGAGAGCAUGAUUAACUUCCUGGUGAAGGACAGGAGACCCUCCAAAGACGUGGAGACGGUCAUGAUCGGGCUCAGCUAGAGAGCUCGAGAUGGUACCGUGGAGAACUGGAGCGGAGAUUCGGUUAUGAGGAUCUGGUACGCGUUUCCCAACGCAGGUCAAGCUCGGCAUCUGCAUGUACUUUUCAAAAGACGCUCUCUCUAUGUGUUCUAGUGAGGAAAGAUAUGCAAAAACUUCACAUUUCCUUCCGAAACAUGACUACAGGAAAGUAGUCCAGCGACCAAUGUUUGUGCGUAAAGUUUGUGCGUAAAACACGGGCAGUUGUUUAC